UUUACUCUUACGAAUAAAACGUAAUGACGAAAACGGAAGUAAACGCGAAAUUCCGAAACGAUGUGAUUUACCCAAAGCUUUCCAUCUCUGCAAAUUAAAACUCCACGCUUUGGACAAACAUAUCGAUCUUAGCUGACCAGCCCUGUCGUCAAUCCAACGUAUCAUGUCGAAGCAGACUCUUGGGAAGACCUUGCUAAGAAAUGUAAUCCGCCACACCGAUGCACACAACAAGAUCCAGGAGGAGACGGAGAUGUGGAAGAUGCGAGACCUGGAGGUCAAUCAUGUGAGCGCUACCAAGCCAAUCAGGGGUCACAUGCACUGUGAUCGAAUAUCCUAUCAGUCCAGAGUCUCCUCGGAUCACGACGACAGAGAGGCGCGGUACUGGUCACGGAAGCUCUAUGAGUUUGAGGACAACGAUCCAGACAGAUGGGGACACAGUGGCUUCAAGGAGCUUUAUCCUGAGGAGUUUGAGAGUGACAGUGACAAAAGCAGCACAACAAAGACUGGGCACCACAGAAGCGAAGCGUCCAAGUCAAAGCACUCCAAGAAGUCCUCCCAUAAGAAGAAGAAAAAGAGGAAGAAAGAGGCGCAGGAGGCAAAGCGCAGAAGGUCAGAGUGGUCGUCCGGCGAUCGCAGCAGCGAUGACAGCAACAUGGACAAAGAAAAGCGGAGGGAAACCAAAAGUCGACACAAGAAUAAGAAGAGAGACAAAACGAAGGACAGGAGGAACGAGGAUGGCGAUGACGAAGGACGGGGCAGACGGGCGCACGGUCACAAGAGGAAAAAUCAGGACUCUCACAAACGCUCUGACUCCAGCAAGAAGCGGAGGAAAGACUGGCGAGCCACGGGCGAGGAGAGCUCGGAGGAAAGUUCCGGAGAGUGAGGCGCACAAGCGCACCUUGCAGGAAAUAUUCUCACCUCAGGUCUUUUUAAACCAGCUGUUUUUUUUAAUGUACAUUGCCAUCAUUGGUGCACAAAAUAAACACUUUUUUAAGAAACGUGUAUUUAUGACAUUGUCCUUGGGUGUGAAUGUGUGGUGCCCCUUUAGGUUGAAGCGGAGAGCAAGGACAUCAGGAUAAAUACCCAUGGAGGUGACGGGACUUUUUCAAUGAG
Molecule: messenger RNA, 1113 nt
Organism: Doryrhamphus excisus (bluestripe pipefish)
Lineage: Eukaryota; Metazoa; Chordata; Actinopteri; Syngnathiformes; Syngnathidae
Gene: nkapd1
Product: NKAP domain containing 1
Source: RefSeq, a predicted model, not a curated record